Molecule: messenger RNA, 2233 nt
Organism: Sorghum bicolor (sorghum)
Lineage: Eukaryota; Viridiplantae; Streptophyta; Magnoliopsida; Poales; Poaceae
Product: serine carboxypeptidase 24
Exons: 9
Coding region: 511-1977 (488 amino acids)
Biological process (GO): proteolysis; brassinosteroid mediated signaling pathway
Cellular component (GO): vacuole
Molecular function (GO): serine-type carboxypeptidase activity
Source: RefSeq, a predicted model, not a curated record
CAGCGCAGCAGCAGAGGCCUGGCGGCUGCACGCGCCGAGCUGACCACCUGCCAAGCAGGCAAAGGCCGGCCGGAGCACUAUUAAUGGCGGCGUAGCGUAGCUCACCUGCCCCUCUCCUUCCCUCCCGCUCCCGCCCUCCUCCGCGCCGGGCCGCAGCGCAGAUCAGCGACCGAGCCAGCCAGCGUAAAUGCUCCCCGUCCCGCGCACCACCACCACCUCUUCCUCCUCCUCGCCCGAUCCAAUGCCCCAUUAUUACCGCGACGACCACCCCACUGCUAGCCACUACCGCCACUAGCAAGCCGACUAGCUACUAGCAGCAGCGCCAGCGGCCUCCACCCUCCGGGCGGCCGGCCCGGCUAUCUACUAGGAUAAAUACGCAGCAGCAGCUCGCGUACAUCGUCGCGCACUUCACCUUCUUCCUUGCCCUCUCCAUAGUUCCAGAGCUGUAGCUACGACCUUUGCCCACCACACACACCCCAUCUUCUUCAAUCCUAGCUCGUCGUCCGCGCAAUGGCGACGAUGACGACGCGGCAGGGUUGGGCGGCGAGCAGUGUGCUGGCGGCGAUCGUCGUCGCCCGCGUGCUGCUGCUGCUGCCUGGAGGAGGUAUAGUCUGUGCUGGCGCCGCCGUUGCCGCAGCCGGCGGUGCUGUCGCGGAGGAGUGCGAGGACAGCAGCAGGGCGCGGGCGGGCGACCGCGUGGUGGCGCUGCCGGGGCAGCCGGCGGUGGCGUUCGCGCAGUACUCCGGGUACGUCACGGUGAACCGGGACGGCGGCCGCGCGCUCUUCUACUGGCUCACCGAGGCCGUCGGCGACGCGGCUGCCAAGCCCCUCGUGCUCUGGCUCAACGGAGGUCCUGGAUGCUCAUCGGUGGCGUAUGGAGCAUCGGAAGAGAUCGGCCCGUUCCGGAUCAAACCAAACGGAACAGGGCUGUUUCUGAACAAGUACUCAUGGAACAGAGAGGCAAACCUUCUCUUCCUCGAAUCGCCUGCGGGAGUCGGCUUCUCCUACACCAACACCACCUCGGAUCUCAAGACAACAGGCGAUGAGAGGACUGCUCAAGAUGCACUGCAGUUCUUGAUAAGCUGGAUGUCACGGUUCCCGCAGUAUCGGCACCGAGAUUUCUAUAUAGCUGGAGAAAGUUACGCCGGACACUACGUCCCCCAAUUGGCAAGGAAGAUUGUUGAGUACAACGAGGCUUCGCCUAACCCCUUCAUCAAUCUGAAGGGAAUUCUUGUGGGCAACGCCGUCACUGACAACUACUACGACAACAUCGGCACGGUCACCUACUGGUGGACGCACGCCAUGAUCUCAGACCGCACCUACAAGGCCAUCCUCAAGUCGUGCAACUUCAGCAGCAGCAACAUCUCGCGCUUCUGCAACCGCGCCAUGAACUAUGCCAUGAACCAGGAGUUUGGGGACAUUGACCAGUACAGCAUCUACACGCCGUCGUGCGCCGCGGCCAGGUCCAACGCCACCGUCCUGAGGUUCAAGAACACCCUCAUCCGCCGGCGAUCCUUCGGCUACGACCCCUGCACGGAGACCUACGCCGAGAAGUACUACAACAGGCUGGACGUGCAGAAGGCAAUGCACGCAAACACCACGGGGAUCCCCUACAGAUGGACUGCCUGCAGUGAUGUGCUGAUCAAGACAUGGCAAGAUUCAGAGUUCUCCAUGCUGCCGACGUACAAGAAGCUGAUGAAAGCAGGACUGAGGAUAUGGGUGUUCAGCGGUGAUACAGAUUCAGUUGUCCCGGUGACCGCGACAAGGUUUUCGAUCAGUCAUCUUGGUCUCAAGAUCAAGACCCGCUGGUAUCCAUGGUACUCAGUUGGACAGGUAGGAGGAUGGUCUGAGGUGUACGAAGGGCUCACAUUUGCGUCAGUGAGAGGUGCAGGGCAUGAGGUGCCAUUGUUUCAGCCCAGCAGGGCAUUCCGGAUGUUCCGGUCGUUCUUGGCCGGGGAGCCAUUGCCGAAGUCCUGAAGGCUCCUGACAUGAGGUCAUGUCUACCUGAUGAUGUCUAGCUACAGACAACAGUCCGAAGAAAAUGUAAAAGAUUGAUGAGAAAGUGAUGCGGGGAGCAUUCGCAAGUAGAAAAUAACCUGUUGAUAGGCGUGCAGUUCAUAGCUGAGUGAUUGAUUGGUGUUGGGAACAGGAUGUAGAGAAUAAGUAUGGUUAUGUUAUGCCAUGGAAACCCAUGAGCAUUGCAAUGAUUAGCGAAUAAAUUUCAAUGAUCUCA